GUUGAGCGUUGUCAUGGUUCUUUGUGUUGUGUUUGUCAGCUAACUUAGUUUAGCCGUGUGAAACACAUACCGUCCAUCAGUCUUCUCGUUGUUUAUUCUGCAGUAAAUAUGAUGAAGUUAGCCAAAUGGACACUGACAACUGCCAGCAUGGCACUGACGAGAAAGCCUCUCGCUCAAGUGUGCGACUUCCGUUACAGAUUCACACCGUCAACAUUCAGAUACGCCGCGACUACAAGGACAAGUGAGGGCGACAUUCUCAGCCGGUUUAAAAUCGGCAAAAAGCUUGGUGAGGGAGGAUUCGGCCAGGUUUAUGAAGGGAAGCGCUUGGAGGAUGGUCUUGAGGUGGCAGUGAAAUUUGUCAAAAAGUUCAGGAGCAUGCAAUUUGUCAAAAUUGUAAGUUUGAUCAUGAAAACAAUUUUUUUUCCAAAACUGGACAAACAUAUUUUAUACUAAAAUCUUACAAAAAUCCUCUAAUCAACAAUGAUCUUUCUUCCAGCCUGGUCAUCCUACACCCGUCCCAUUAGAGGUCGGCCUGUUAACCGCUGCUAAUAGGGACCCCAAAGUUAAAGAGAUCAUUGAACUGCUGGACUGGCAGGACCAGCAUGACCAAUAUAUCAUGGUCUUGGAGCGUCCCCCACACUGCGAAGAUGUGUUUCAUUUUUGGGAUAAUCGUAAUCGCAUCCUCAGGGAGGAAACGGUACGGACUAUCAUGGCGCAGGCAACAACGGCUGCUCAGACGUGCUGUGACCGAGGAGUUUUCCACGGCGACAUCAAGUUACAAAACCUG
Molecule: messenger RNA, 787 nt
Organism: Pimephales promelas (fathead minnow)
Lineage: Eukaryota; Metazoa; Chordata; Actinopteri; Cypriniformes; Leuciscidae
Source: RefSeq, a predicted model, not a curated record